ACAUGAUGAAUAAUUCUUCUGAACAGAAUCAACUCGCUCACUCAUCUCUUUCAGCUCAAGACAUGGAUACUCUCACGUUUGCCUAUCGAGUUCGAGGUUGGCUUCAUGAUUCCAUCGAAGAUUUAAGUAAAUCCAUUGAACUCAAUCCUCUUUUGUAUAAUGGAUAUUACUUGAGAGCUCGUGUCUACUUUUACACCCUCAAACAAACGGAUAUGGCACUGCAAGACAUUCAUACAUGUCUUUCAUUGCAUCCAUAUUGUACUGAAGCAUAUCUGACAAGAGCCAAUAUAUAUGAACAAGAAUCAAAUACGGAAAAGGCGAUUGAGGAUUUUGAGAAAGCCUUAUCAUUGAAACCACAACAACUUGGUCAAGAUCCACAGUUACUGGACCGAUUAGCUGUUUUGUAUUGGAACAUGGCGUAUAAAUCGGCGAGUAGUAAUAGUAGCAAGCACAACUGGCACACUCAUCUUGAAAAGAGUAUUCAACUCUAUAAAGAGGCUAUAGAAAUCAUUUCCAAUCGAAUGGCUCAGAGUGAAACACAACCAAUUGGCAAUUCAGAUGACUCUCGAUAUGAUCUUCAAGGAGGUACAGAUGUUAGUGAUCAUAGUGGUGGUAGUAAUGGUGUUGAAAUGACAUCUACUACUACUCUCACCCCUCAUGCAAGUCGUGAUUCAUUGAACAUUCGUGAACAAGAUCAUAGAAUUGUAAUGUGCUUACAUAUUGCAAGCAUGUAUGGAGCGAUGGAUCAAUAUCAACAUGCACUCAAUUAUUAUACAAAAGCAAUCAAAUUUAUUCACGAGAUGGAGCAUCAGGAAGGAGUGAAUUCAAUCUAUCGACAUCAAGCAUAUGUGAAUCGAGGAUUAGUAUUAGCGCAACAUUUCAAAAAGUAUGAUUUGGCAUACAAGGAUUUUAUGAAAGCGCUUGUUGUCGACUCGUCGAAUAAGAGCACGCAUGACAAGACUCAACAUGAAAUUCAAAAUUACCAAAUCUAUGUGACCAAUACUGAGUUGGCCAUGUUACAUGUGAAAAUGAAUGAAAUUGAUAAGGCAUGCGAUUACAUGAUUCGAGCAGUGAAUGCACUUGUUGAAAUUUAUACAAAUCAUGAGGUUAGCAGUGACGGUAGUGUGCAUGAAUCUCAUGUGGACGGAAACAAUCAAAAAGUGUCACCACACCAAGCACCUUCAUUUCGGUUUGACUUGAUUAUGCGCGGAAAAUCUCUUGAAAGAUUGGCAUUUUUAAUUAAGGAAGCGUUUUGUAAUAAUUCUAACUUCACUCAUCCCAUAGGACGUGCAUUACACUGUUUGGAUAUGUUAUGCGUUCUUGAGGAAGACUAUGAAAACGCUCUCAAACUGUUAAACAUAUAUAUUGAUGAGUUACAUUUACAAGAACAGUUGUCCAUGAUAUAUGCCAAUCGAGCAGAUGCCAAGCUUAAAUUAGGAAAAUAUCAUGAAACAAUUCAAGAUUGCAAUUCAUCGUUGGAAAUUGAACCAAACUUUUAUGCUGCCUUGUAUAACAGAGGAGAAGCUUAUUAUCACUUACAAGAAUUGGAUAAGGCAAAGCAAGAUUUUGAUCAAGUCCUUGAAAUCGCUCCUUUUAUGAGGAACGAGUUAUUGGCUCUAUGGCCUAAUUUUGAUGAAUACUAA
Naegleria lovaniensis is the source of this 1643-nucleotide messenger RNA. RefSeq lists its product as uncharacterized. The record is from RefSeq and is a predicted model, not a curated record. The annotation marks the transcript as partial. NCBI's taxonomy places the organism in Eukaryota, Heterolobosea, Eutetramitea, Acrasida, Naegleriidae. The transcript has a single exon. Gene Ontology annotation, molecular function: protein binding.